This is a messenger RNA of Drosophila subobscura, 1138 nucleotides long. RefSeq names its product neuropeptide CCHamide-2 (gene CCHa2). The transcript is spliced from 4 exons. Bases 303 to 707 code for a protein of 134 amino acids. Gene Ontology annotation, molecular function: neuropeptide hormone activity. Gene Ontology annotation, biological process: neuropeptide signaling pathway. The record is from RefSeq and is a predicted model, not a curated record. NCBI's taxonomy places the organism in Eukaryota, Metazoa, Arthropoda, Insecta, Diptera, Drosophilidae.
GCUUCAGUCGCCGGCGGUUGCUUGAAAAUGUGAAAUCGUGUGCUCAAGAAUUCGGCUGUUGGGAUGGUGCGGUGCUGAGAGAUCAAGUGAAACUGACAAAACAUCCGCCCCAAGCCGCAGUCCGCUGUCUGUGAUUAUAGAACCCAUCUACUUGAACCUGCGCUACAGAUUGCGGUCGAACAAACAAAAACCUAAGCUCAAACCCAAGUGUACUCGAGCUGAUAAACGGGCUUUAAUCAAGGCGCUGGCACAAGGUACUAAUAAGGGAAAAACAAAGGGUAGUUACGUGUAGCUGAGCUAUCAUGAAUUCCACAAUUUCGCUGCUGCUGGUUGUCAUCUGCACCGUGGUCCUGGCCGCACAACAAAGCCAGGCGAAAAAGGGCUGCCAGGCCUACGGCCAUGUGUGCUAUGGCGGCCACGGCAAACGCUCCCUGAACUCCGGCGGCACAGGCACCGGUGCGGGCGACUCUGCAGCCGAGCAGGAGUAUGUGCGUCCAAAUGGCUUGCUGCCGAUGCUGGCGCCAAAUGAACAGGCACAGGCACUGCCCGAGGGCGACUUUGAUGACUACCCCGCACGUCAGGCGCUCUACAAAAUUAUGAAGUCAUGGUUUAAUCGCCCACGACGACCGGCUGCACGUUUGAACGAACUGGAUUAUCCACUGACCAACUCCGGAGAGCUGUUCAAUCGCGACGCAGCGCUGAACUAAGCCACUGACAACAACACGAACCAACCCACAUGGCCGUACUGCACCAACAACAACAACAACAGCAUAAGCAUCAUCAGCAACAGUAACAGUAACAGUAAACACCCGAUCCAACACCAACACGAACACGCUGCACUCUACACCCUGUCACCUACACCCUGUAGCCUACACCCUGCACCAACACAGCAACAAAAGUAAAGUGAAAGUGGAGCAACAAUUACUAUGAUAUGAGUGUUAUUUACCUACUUUUCGCAACAUGUAUAGGAAAUGUUUGAUAAAUGUCUACAAAUACGCGCAAAAUCUGCUUCGAAAAAAACUCUUAGAGCGCAUCACAACAAACAGCAAAAAAAAGUAACUGAAAUUUUUAAGGGGCUGGUAAGAAUUUCAGUACACAAAAAAAAAAAAGACAGAUGAAUAAAACCGAUCAAAUGCAA